CGAGUGGAGUCGAACGACCGCCCGUAAAGAUAUAAAGAAAACCUCGCCCAUCGACCCCGGCAUCCACCGCUCCGGUUAAAGAGACCAAGGAGCUCCUCAUCGUCCCUGUUACCCCUCUUCUCUCCGGGAGAGCUCGCCCAUGGCUUCCGCGCCGAAGGAAGAGGAAACGAGGCUCCUUGCCUCUCGCCCGCCGUUGGAUUCCGACGAAUCCGACGAGGAGAGAGCCUACGACUCCGACGAGAAGAUCGCGAUCUCGAUCUCCGACGAGGACGAGUACGCCGCGGCGGAGGCGGCCGGUUCCGUACCCCCCUUCUCAUGGCGGAAGCUCUGGCGCUUCACCGGCCCCGGCUUCCUUAUGUGCAUUGCGUUCCUGGAUCCCGGGAACCUGGAGGGCGACCUCCAGUCCGGGGCGAUCGCGGGGUACUCCCUGCUGUGGUUGCUUCUCUGGGCGACGGUGAUGGGGUUACUGAUCCAGCUGCUAUCGGCCCGGCUGGGGGUGGCGACAGGGCGGCACCUGGCGGAGCUGUGCCGAGAGGAGUACCCGACGUGGGCGCGGGUGGCGCUCUGGUUAAUGGCUGAGCUCGCCCUCAUCGGAGCCGACAUCCAGGAGGUCAUUGGGAGCGCAAUCGCCAUCAAGAUACUCAGCGGCGGGUUUAUCCCUCUCUGGGGUGGGGUUAUUAUCACCGCUCUGGACUGUUUCAUAUUUCUGUUCCUUGAGAACUAUGGUGUGAGAAAAUUAGAAGCUUUCUUUGGGGUUCUUGUUGCAACAAUGGCUGUUUCCUUUGCUAUAAUGUUCGGUGAAACCAAGCCCAGUGGAAAAGAGCUUCUCAUUGGUGUUAUAGUCCCAAAAUUAAGUUCGAAAACCAUAAGGCAGGCUGUGGGUGUUGUAGGUUGUAUCAUCAUGCCCCACAAUGUGUUCUUGCAUUCUGCUCUGGUGCAGUCAAGAAAGAUUGAUACCAGCAAGAAGUCUCGUGUUCAAGAAGCAAUGAAUUAUUAUAGCAUAGAAUCAGCAAUUGCUCUUGCUGUUUCCUUUUUUAUCAAUAUCUGUGUUACUACUGUUUUUGCAAAAGGAUUUUAUGGUACUCAAGUAGCCAGUACCAUAGGCCUUGAGAAUGCUGGGCAGUUUUUGCAAGAGAAAUAUGGGGCCAUGUUGUUUCCUAUUCUUUAUAUCUGGGGAGUUGGUCUAUUAGCUUCUGGGCAGAGUAGCACAAUCACUGGCACUUAUGCUGGACAAUUUAUCAUGGGAGGCUUUCUCAAUCUUCGUUUGAAGAAAUGGGUUCGGUCAUUGAUUACUAGAAGCUUUGCAAUUGUGCCAACCAUCAUAGUUGCUUUAUUUUUUGAUACCGAGGAUGCUACUAUGGAUAUUCUGAAUGAGUCACUCAAUGUGCUUCAAUCCGUUCAAAUACCAUUUGCACUCAUUCCACUCCUUACUUUGGUCUCAAAGGAACAAGUUAUGGGAGCUUUCAGGAUUGGUCCUAUUACCAAAGUUGUAACCUGGAUUGUCGUGGCGUUUCUGAUAAUAAUCAAUGGUUACCUUUUGCUGGAUUUCUUCACUGCUGAAAUUCGUGGCGCGUUGCUUGAGUCUUUUGUUGGAGCUGCCUUGGUGGUAUAUGUGGCAUUUGUCAUUUAUCUCAUCUUGCGCGGUAGUGCUUUGUUUUCUCGGCUUGCCUUGGCUGCCCGGAAGAAUUUCUCAAGCUCCAGCAACUGAUCAAGAAAGGUUUAGUUCUGUCUUCACAAGAGAUGAUGUUAUGGUAAAGCUGCAUGAUUUAGGAGGGUUGCCACUCUUUUGGUUUUUUCUUGUUAUGCCAAUAAUUAGCCAUCUUGCACUCUUAUCAUCACGGCUGUGUCGUAUACAAGUAAGCCUACCGUAUGCCCUUGCCUGAAGAAACUGAUGCUGCUGUGAAGCAUGGAUAUUGCAUUCUAACAAGCUUCUGGGCUGUACAUUAGGCACCUCAAUAGGAAGGUUAUCUUUAGCAAUUCCUUUCCUGUUAGACUGUGCCAAUGUUGUUCAUGUCCAAUGAUACCAGGACGUUGUAUUCAUAGAUGGAAAAUGAUGUCAGAUCAAGUAGAAAGUAAACUCUCUGAUGUACGAUACGCAAAAAUUAAAAUGGCAGCAUAAAGGAGUGUUAGUAUGAUUAUAUUCUCAUUUCUUUUUCUCA
This is a messenger RNA of Elaeis guineensis (African oil palm), 2159 nucleotides long. Its product is annotated as metal transporter Nramp2. Gene Ontology annotation, cellular component: trans-Golgi network; membrane. Gene Ontology annotation, biological process: iron ion transmembrane transport; manganese ion transport. Gene Ontology annotation, molecular function: cadmium ion transmembrane transporter activity; manganese ion transmembrane transporter activity. The record is from RefSeq and is a predicted model, not a curated record. Lineage: Eukaryota; Viridiplantae; Streptophyta; Magnoliopsida; Arecales; Arecaceae.